Molecule: messenger RNA, 1488 nt
Organism: Eruca vesicaria subsp. sativa (arugula)
Lineage: Eukaryota; Viridiplantae; Streptophyta; Magnoliopsida; Brassicales; Brassicaceae
Source: the annotation of a GenBank genome assembly
AUGGCAGCAAUGAUCGUUGAGUUUCAAAACUGCAUCUUCCUCAUUCUCCUCUGCUUCUUCUCAUUUCUCUAUUACUUCUUCAAGAAAACAAACGACAUGGGUCCGAGCCCUCCCUCUUUGCCAAUCAUCGGCCAUCUUCACCAUGUUCUCUCAGCUCUACCCCACAAGGCAUUUCAGAAAAUCUCGACCAAGUAUGGACCUCUCCUCCAUCUCCACAUUUUCAGUUUCCCCAUAUUCCUCGUCUCUUCUCACUCGAUAGCCUACGAGAUAUUCACAACACACGACUUAAACAUUUCGUCUCGCAACACAGCUGCCAUCGACGCGUCUCUCCUCGUGUUUGGUUCUUCCGGCUUCACCGUAGCUCCUUAUGGAGACUACGUCAAGUACAUAAAGAAGCUUCUUGCCACGAAGCUUUUUGGACCGCGGGCUAUCGAGAAGUCACGAGGUGUCCGUGCGGAGGAGCUAAAGCUAUUCUAUCUUAGGCUGUUGAAGGAAGAGAGCAUUGAUAUCUGUAAAGAAACGACGAAGUUCACUAACAACGUGAUCUGCAGGAUGAGCAUGGGGAGGAUUUUUUCAGAGGAGAACGGUGAGAUAGAGACUGUGAGGGAAUUGAUUAUCAAGUCUUUUGGCUUAGCCAAGAAGUUUCUGUUUGUAAACGUAUUUCGUAGGCCACUGGAGAUGCUUGGAAUGGUCUCAUUUUUCAAGAAAGAUAUAAUGGAUGUUUCAAACAGAUUUGAUGAGUUGUUGGAGAGGAUUCUUGCGGAGCGUGAAGAGAAGAAACCUGAGGAGGAUCAAGAUAUGGACAUGAUGGAUUUGUUGUUGGAAGCUUGUCGAGACGAUAAUGCAGAGUAUAGAAUCACUAGGACCCAGAUCAAGGCAUUGUUCGUGGAAAUUUUUAUGGGAGGCACAGACACCGCGGCACACUCAACACAGUGGACAAUGGCGGAGCUAGUUAACAAUCCAAACAUUUUUGAGAGAUUAAGAGAUGAAAUUGAUGGGGUUAUAGGGAAAUCAAGAUUGAUUCAAGAAACAGAUCUACCAAACCUCCCUUUUUUGCAAGCAGUGGUUAAGGAAGGGCUACGCUUGCACCCACCAGCACCAUUACUGGUUAGAAUGUUGGAAAAAAAAUGUGUGAUCAAAGAUUUCUUCAAUGUACCGGAAAAAACAACACUUGUUGUUAAUUUUUAUGCUCUGAUGAGGGAUCCAGAUUCUUGGGAAGAUCCUAAUGAGUUUAAGCCAGAGAGGUUUCUAACUUCAAAGCAGGAAGAGGAGAAAGCAUUGAAGUACCUUCCUUUUUCAGCUGGAAGAAGGGGAUGUCCUGCAACAAAUCUAGGCUAUAUCUUUGUAGGAAUCUCAGUUGGAAUGAUGGUGCAAUGCUUUGACUGGAGUAUCAAAGAUAAGGUUAGUUUGGAAGAGGUUUAUGCAGGAAUGAGUCUUGCCAUGGCUCAUCCGCCUAAGUUCACUCCAGUUUCUAGACUCAGCCUUUAA